AUGCCUUAUUCCUUGCGGUCCGGAAACAAGCUGAAACGCCCUGCACGCUAUAGGGACGAGAGCGAUGACAAGGUCGACAGUUCAACACACCCAACUUCUGGAAACCGUGAUACAGAUAGCCAGUCCCAAAAUGAUUCACUUACUGAUUCCAUGGAAUCGGCCUCAACUGCAAACAGCACUCCACCACCCUCUUCUUUCACUCCACCCGCCUUUUCUUUUACUCCACCGUCACCUCUCUUUACCCAUCCCACUGUUGUAGCUCCUGCUGCAACGACAAAUUCCAGCAAUCUGUCCAAUACCAGCCAUCCUCCACCGUUACAGCAUCCCAAGAUGGCCAACACUAAGAUUGUCAAGGCCAACCCGCGUCGCACCGACGAGCACCGCGAGACUGAACCCGAUGACCCUCCGCCAGCCGGGAACCAUACUAAAAAUCCUAACAAAAUCUCGCGGCGGAAUCGUGCUCUUGCUCUUACGCCUAAGUUUGCUUUUCCAAAGCCCGCAGCAUUCCCUUCACUGCCAACUGACGCGCCCCCGCCGUCACAGCCAGAGUCAGCUGCUACAGACCAGUCUUCGGUUCAUAGCAUGAAGGAGCUUUUUGAAGCCAUUGAAAGCCAAGACCAAGCGCGCGUGGCAGCAAUCAAGCAGUCCAUUGAUCGUAUGUACCGAGAGAGCGAGAAUGAAUGGUAUGCGGAACUGAGGAAGCGUUGGAGUCCGGAUGAGGUAGAAGAGAUAGUCACGUUUGAAUCGCUGUGGUAUUCCGUGCGCAACACCAUCAUCGAAGAGAUUCAAGCCGACUUUACCGAUAUAUACCACGGCAGUCCCUUCUACCCCGCGCAGCGCAUCUUGAAUCUUGAAAUGGAGAAGCUUGUUGCCAUCAUGAAGGAGAACAUGGAAGUAUGGACGACUGAAGACGAGAUCCCAAAGUACUUUCAACAGUACAGACGCAGGCACCCAGACGCCAUCAUCGACCCGGAUGAGCCGCCGCCUGCCGAAGUCGUCAGGGCCAUCAGGUUCCUCCGGCAGCAGAGUCUUCCGGGGAGCUUGCUGGGCGAGUGGCACAUAUUGCCACCAGUUGAGGUAUUCCGCCCCCCGGUCAUGGCAGAGUAUCCCAGCAAGGGACCUGCGACUGUUGGAAAGCAGUAA
Exserohilum turcica Et28A is the source of this 1143-nucleotide messenger RNA. RefSeq lists its product as uncharacterized. The transcript is spliced from 2 exons. The coding region runs from base 1 to 1143 and encodes 380 amino acids. NCBI's taxonomy places the organism in Eukaryota, Fungi, Ascomycota, Dothideomycetes, Pleosporales, Pleosporaceae. The record is from RefSeq and is a predicted model, not a curated record.